Exaiptasia diaphana is the source of this 4133-nucleotide messenger RNA. Its product is annotated as A disintegrin and metalloproteinase with thrombospondin motifs 12. The record is from RefSeq and is a predicted model, not a curated record. Gene Ontology annotation, molecular function: metalloendopeptidase activity. Gene Ontology annotation, biological process: proteolysis; extracellular matrix organization. The transcript is spliced from 24 exons. Bases 241 to 3759 code for a protein of 1172 amino acids. Gene Ontology annotation, cellular component: extracellular matrix. NCBI's taxonomy places the organism in Eukaryota, Metazoa, Cnidaria, Anthozoa, Actiniaria, Aiptasiidae.
ACAACAGCAAAACUUUUAUCAGUGGUUCAUAUCACUAAAGUAUCAGCUUUACUUGGUUUAUUUUGAUAGGAAGAUAAUCGGUCACUGUGCUUGUGGGCUGCGUGAGAACUAAGAAUAUAAUGACAACAUUAUAGUGAAGUGAUCUAUUAGCAUUCCUAGCCCGGCCCCUAGGUUACAAUGCUUGUGAGAUUUGGCACAUGAAGAAGUUUAUAAUCAUCUUUGUAGACCUAAGACACCGAUAUGAAUUUGGCCAAAUACAUCCUAGUACUACUGAUAUCCAUGCAAGUGGUUUUGGGAUUGUCCAAGAAAGUAUAUAAUGUUCCAGACAAGAAGCAAGGAAACUUUAUAAAACGUCUCAAGGAUUAUGAUAUCGUUGUUCCUUYACGAGUUGAUCAAGAUGGAAGGUUUAUAUCACAUGUUAUCCAGCAUCGCACCWCAAACGASAAGAAUAUGAACUUUAAUAUCGUUGCCUUUAAUAAACAAUUACAAUUGGAAUUGACCAAAGAMUCGAGGUUUAUUUCUCCUGGUUUAAUAAUAGAGACACAGACAACACAAAGACAAAUUAAUCGAAGCUGUCACUUCAUUGGGCGCCUUAACAAUCAACCUGGCUCAACCGUGUUCCUUAGCAAUUGUCGUGGCUUGGAAGGCGUUAUUCACGAUGCUGAUGGAGACCACUUGUUCAUCGAGCCAAUUCUUGGUUAUAACCACCGAGAUGGUCAUCACCCUCACCUUAUAUACAGACGGUCAGCCUURCAGCACCCCCCUGAUGGCGAAAUGUAUUUAGACACACAUGAGAAAAUAUCUCUUGCAAGACGUAAAAAGGAGCCAUAUUUGGAAUUGAUAAGAGAAGCAAGUCAUUUUCGUGAAAGAAGGUCAAUUUCUAGUGAGCGCAACGUUGAAGUAUUAGUUGUAGCUGACAAGUCUAUGUAUGACUUCCACAAAGACGAUUUAGAGCACUACUUACUCACCGUCAUGAACAUGGUGAAUAACAUAUUCCGUCACGCAAGUGUGGGUAACGCAAUCAACGUUGUGGUAGUUCGAAUGAUCAUUCUGAAAGAAGAUCAACCUGAUCUCAGGAUAACGCACCAUGCUGGGGACACUAUAGAGAGAUUCUGUAAAUGGGCCACUGCAGUGAACCCGAAGUCAGACAGGCACCCUAACCAUCAUGAUUUAGCGAUUCUUAUUACCAGACAUGACAUAUGUAGAGGAAUCAACGAGCCAUGUGGGACACUUGGUCUCAGUCAAGUGAAUGGUCUGUGUACAAGGACGAAAAGUUGCAACAUUAACGAGGAUACUGGUUUACUUGUGGCGUAUACCAUCGCACAUGAAAUAGGCCACAAUUUUGGUAUUCUUCAUGAUGGUGAUGAUAACAGUUGUCACGAUGGCUCACGUCGUCACAUCAUGUCCCCGCUGCUGUACCUAUCUGGUCGUCCUCAGUUCUGGUCCACAUGCAGUCGAGAUUAUAUCAGACGUUUUUUAAAUAAAGGUUGGGGAUGGUGCCUGAACGACGCACCCUCUGAGCAUCCUAAUUUCAAUAGCCGCGCGAACCUGCCAGGGACCAUCUACGACGCUGAUCACCAAUGUAGAGUGCAGUAUGGCAGAAACUCCUCACACUGUAAAGGCAUGAUGGAUAUGUGUAGCACAUUGUGGUGUAAGGUUGGCAACUCUUGUCAGUCAAGAUUGGAACCUGCUGCUGACGGUACUGAGUGUGGGAACAAAAAGGUUUGUUAUUUAGGAGAAUGUAUCGACAUUAAAGACAUACCUAAACGAGUAGACGGUGGCUGGGGUUCCUGGUCAAACUGGAGCCGGUGCUCUCGGACAUGUGGUGGUGGUGUGUCGUACUCGCAGAGAAACUGUGACAAUCCCAGACCUGACGCUAAUGGUAAAUAUUGCAUUGGAAAAUGGAAAAAGUACAUCAUGUGUAACACACAGAAAUGCCUCCCGGGAACACCAAACUUCCGUGAACAACAGUGUGAAAAGUUUAACGGCAAGGUUUUCAGAAACAGAAAAUGGGAAUGGAAACCUGCAACAGUGAAAAAACGASCUUGUGAAUUGAACUGCUCCCCUAAAGGAAUCUACGGUUUGUACAUACGAAAGAAAUUCUCUGAUAAAGUGAUUGACGGUACGCGUUGUCAUCCCUCUAAGAAUGAUGUCUGUAUCGACGGCAAGUGUGAGUAUGUUGGCUGUGAUAAUGUUCUCCAUUCUGACGCUAAGGAGGACCGAUGUGGGGUGUGCCAUGGUGAUGGGUCAACGUGUGAGACAGUACGUUCGUUAUUCAACCAAACGACAGGCAGCGGCUACGUGGAGACCACUGUCAUUCCUGAAGGAGCGCGUAACAUCAGGGUUGAAGAGGUAGCUGGUGCCCCCAAUUACCUGGCGUUGCGGUCAUCUACUGGGAAAUACCUGCUWAACGGUCAUUGGUACAUCCAGUGGAGCGGUGAAUACAAGGCAGCAGGGACCAUUGUACGGUAUACAAGAAAACACAACAAGGAAACAUUUGUGGCUGACGGGCCGACCGAUAGCGCUCUACAUAUUAUGCUUCUUUUUCAAACAAGAAAUCCCGGUGUCAACAUCAAGUACACGAUAUCUCGAAAGAACACAUCAAAUAAUGCGAGUAAACAAAGUCUAGAGUUCAUUUGGCGAUAUAGUGAAUGGUCGAUGUGUUCUGUCACGUGUGGAGUUGGAWACCAAAGAUCGAACGUAGUUUGUUUUGAGAAGUUGGGAGAUUCUCCUGUUGACGAUCAGUACUGCAACAACACGAAAAAACCUGACGAUAAACAGAGAACCUGCGGUGGAAGACUUUGUCCUGCUGUCUGGUACAAAGGACCAUGGCAAUCGUGCUCAAAGUCCUGUGGUCAUGGUGUGGCGGUUAGGUCGGUGCUGUGUGUGCGAAGUAUCAAGAAUGACGAACAAGUCGCUCUCAAUGAUAAASAAUGUGACAAAGUAAAACCAARGUCGMUAAGACUAUGCUCCAAGAAGAAAUGCCCUCCCCCAUGGCAUGCUGGGAAAUGGACUAAAUGCUCAGUGUCAUGUGGACGAGGAACGCAACGCCGAAAUGUUGUUUGUAGUCAUGGUAACUCGACUCAACAUCCAUGUGACAAGAACUCUAAGCCAAUCACGUGGCAGUACUGUAAUUCCGGAGACUGUAAAAUGACAAGCAAGUACCUGUACUCUAAGUUAUUACAUAAAUUACAGUACAUGGAUGAGGCUAACGUAGUAGACAGAGAUUCCUCACAUUCCAUUUCCCAUGGUGCAGCAGUUGCAGUCACGUGUACAGGCGAAAAGUGUCGUCCAUGGAUACGRGGUCACUGGAGUAAGUGUUCGGUGAGAUGCGGACAAGGAGUGCAGACACGUCGAGUCUACUGCCAAGGCUCCCCACGUUACUGCGAUCCACGGAUCAAGCCAGCCAAACACAGAAAAUGUCGCAUGAAACCCUGUCUUGCAUGGAARGCUGGGCCAUGGACAAAGUGUUCAGUAACAUGUGGUCGUGGUAGUCGCAAACGUAUUGUCAAAUGUUAUAACCGAGACACUGGUAAAGUGACUGGAGGAUGUUCAAAAUCACAAAAACCCAAACAUUAUCAGCAGUGUUCAUUAAGGAGGUGUCCUUCCAAGAAGAAAGAAAAGAAAAAAUGUGGAGAAUACGGGAAAGAUGCUUCGUUUUGCAAACUAGUUGGAUUACAUGGAUUUUGUAAAUUCUCUCAUUGGAGGAAACGAUGCUGUUUGACAUGCGCAGGAUGGCCCAGGAAGACAGCUAAUUGAGUAUGCGCUAUUUUUAAGCUACCCAAUAUUGCAUCAUGGAAGCAAUUAGGCAACAGACAAAGAUCGCAUCGACKUAGCGAGCGAUUUGAUGUCACUAGCAAUGAACCCGCGCGAGACGAUGGUUCGUUUACGCACUACUUAAUAAGUACAGCUUUCAAGAUGAACGAAGAUCUAGCGGUGGAUUGGUUCUCCCAAAUGCUGUUGUCAGUUUGCUUUUCGUUAUCAAUUUGUUUUUGUCUUCAUAUUUCUAGUUAUCAUCACCCGGGCUUCCAAUUUUUAAUGUAAAGGCUCUAAAAUUAUAAGAUAAGGCACACCGUGAAUAAGACAUUUUGGAAAUGAUUGUAGAUUGCAUUCAUUAUAUUCAUGAAAACAGA